Molecule: messenger RNA, 489 nt
Organism: Aureococcus anophagefferens
Lineage: Eukaryota; Pelagophyceae; Pelagomonadales; Pelagomonadaceae
Exons: 1
Coding region: 1-489 (162 amino acids)
Source: RefSeq, a predicted model, not a curated record
AUGGAGUCGCUGGGCUCGAUCAUCGACGGCAUCAAGUCCGAGGUGCUCAAGGGCGCGAAGGUCGGUCCGGAGACCUUUUUGGAGAACGUCGCGGCCUUCCGCGCCGCCGUGGACUGGUCCGAGCGCUGGAUCCAGGGCGUGCUGGCGUGGCACGCGAGCCUCUGGGUCGUCUUCCUCGCGUUUCGCAAGGUCUACGAGGUCCAGGUCGGGCUGUUUUUCGGCGUGACGAUCGCCGUCGGACUCGCGGAGCGGCUCAACGCGCUCGGCGCGGCCCACUGGGAGAAGUUCGCGACGCAGAACUACUUCGACGACCACGGCAUCUUCGCCGGCGCGCUCUUCUGCGCGCCCAUGCUCGCGCUCUCGCUCUGCAUGCUCCUCAACUUCCUCCACCUCGCGGCCCACAUGCUCGUCGACGUCAAGCGGCGCGAGUUCAAGGACCACCUCACGGCCAAGGAGAAGGAGAAGGAGAAGGAGGGGAAGGCGGACUAA